AUGCAGCAAAUUACCAUUAAGGGGGAAAAUUACGACAUUACUAAACUUCUCGGUAAAGGAGGUUUUGGAUAUGUAUACAAAGUAAAAUGCGGUAAUGAUUUGUUUGCCCUCAAAGUGGAAGAAAUUCAAAACCAGGGUGAGCAAUCGGGUUUGUUGCAAGAAAAAAAGGUGUAUGAAAUGCUGAAAGGCAAAGAAGGGUUCAUUCAAAUGAAAGCAUACACGCACGAUAAUACUCACCGCGUUUUGGUCAUGGAACUAUUGGACAACUCCCUUGACAAAUUGGCGGAAUCGCAAGUUCUUCACACUAAUCGCAUAAUUCACGGUGACAUUAAACCAAAUAAUAUCAUGUACCGUGCUGAAUCGAACGAAUGGUAUUUGAUAGACUUCGGUCUAUCACAUGUCAUGAACGAUGCUCACUGUCCUAUGCUUGUCGACACCAUAGGCGGAUCUUGGCUUUAUUUAAGUCGAAACAUGCACUAUCUAAUGCAAUCCUAUCAAAAUGACUUCGAAAGUUUGGCUUAUUACAUCGUUCGCCGCAUCAAAGGGAGCCUACCUUGGUCAAAGGAUUGUGUUGAACUUCAAAAAAAGAUGGACGCAGUUGAUAACGUUCGCGCUUUUGAUAUGCCAAAACCAUACCAAGCAUUCAUUGAGGAGUGCUUUGCAAUGGACAAAUUCGAUGUUCCGAAUUACAGCCGAUUGCUAACAAUUCUAAACGAAAUUUAA
Sitodiplosis mosellana (orange wheat blossom midge) is the source of this 723-nucleotide messenger RNA. RefSeq lists its product as uncharacterized. Gene Ontology annotation, biological process: peptidyl-serine phosphorylation; signal transduction; endocytosis. The coding region runs from base 1 to 723 and encodes 240 amino acids. The transcript is spliced from 4 exons. Gene Ontology annotation, molecular function: protein serine/threonine kinase activity; ATP binding. The record is from RefSeq and is a predicted model, not a curated record. Lineage: Eukaryota; Metazoa; Arthropoda; Insecta; Diptera; Cecidomyiidae. Gene Ontology annotation, cellular component: nucleus; cytoplasm.